AUGAUGGCGGUGCGUGAACGCGCAGUAAAUGUAAUGGCUGCUCUGGAACGGCGGGUGCCUAGUCUCGAUGAUUUCGUGGGCGAAAGCUGGAGCGCCUGGGCCGAGAGAGCCGGUGUGACUGCGUCGGAAGGCUCCGAUGGUGAUGACUGCAGCAAGAAUGGGAAGAAAGCAGCUGAGGCAAUGUCUCUUAGGAAGGAAGACAUGUCCAUUUUCGGCCACUACCCGGGCAAAGAUGACUUCUACUUGGUGGUGUGUAGCCACUGUGGCCAGGUGGUCAAGCCCCAGGCCUUUGAGAAGCAUUGUGAGAGGAGACACGGCCCCCUGAGCAAACUGUACACCCGCCUCCGCUCCCCCCCUCCAGCACCUCAGCAGCGCCCCCGCCAUAGCCACUCCCCAUCCUCCGCCCACACAACCUCAUUCUGGGAAGGGAGGGGGCAAGGGACCGGGGCACCAAGAGCAGCCCCCCCAUCUACACCCCCACAGUUCAGACACACCAAGCCCCCCAAGGAAGGAGUACGCCACUCCCCCCUGGAUAAGAGCCCCCACAGCGGUCACUCUGAAUCAGCCGUGUUCAAGCAGCCUCCACCCCUGGAGCCUCCCCUGAGCUCCCCACCCCCCUCCCUCAGAGACCCACCCUGGCCGCAUGGAGGCACCCCGCCUGGCCGGCCAUCCCCCACGCCGGCCGGCCGGCCAUCCACCACCCCGCCCGGCCGGCCCUCCACUAGUGAGAGGACACACACCCAGAGAAAGGAGGCCAUAUCGGUCGCUACCCUCCCUGGCCAUCUCCGUGGACCAAGACCUUACAACAAAGUGGCCUCCAGGAGAGAGUGUGAUCUAGACAAGCACUGUGGAGUACUGGACUCCGAGAGGAAGAAAGUCUGCACUCGUCUCCUGACCUGCAAUAUUCACUCUAUUCACCAGCGGCGAAAGGUUUCUGGUCGGAGUAAAAACUUUGACCAGCUGGUGACUGAGCUGAAGACGGGGGUCCGGAUCCGUGAUCGGGGGGCUCAGACCCAGGAGGGGAGCGGCUCAGGCCGGUCCCCCAGCCCAGAGGCCCACAGGGACCCCCCAGCUACCCCCCACUGCAGGAGGCCUCUCACCAACAACCCUGCCUUCAGUCGGUCCAGGGCUUCUUCAGAGAGCGCUCCAGAGGAGGACAAACCUCGUCAAGAGGAGGGUAGCACCCAAGCCCCAUCACCCCUCACCCAUGGGCGCAUUUCCAGCGAUGAGAGCGAGGGAGAGGGGCCUGAGGAACCAAUCGAAUACCCCUCGUCCUCUUGGCACCCCAAACCAGCCGCGGGGUGUUCGUUUGGCAGUCAUGUGAUGGGUCAUGGUAUGUACACCUUUGACCGGCGGCUCCACCACCUUCGGUCGGCUCUCAAUGCCAUGGUGGAGCAGCACAUCAGCGCACACCUCUGGAAGAAAAUACCUCAAGCGUCAGACCUCCAGUCCCAAAGUCCCUCUGCGAAGAGCAUCUCCUCUCCCUCCUCCUCAUCCUUUUCUUCCUCUCUGCAUUCUAAAGUCCGGACAGGAAGCCACAGAAUCCCCCCAUCCCUCAGGCCUUCCUCCUCCUCCCACAGACCAGAGAAGGAGACACGCCUACAAAUCUCCUCCCACUCCACAGCCAUUAACCAAUCAGAGAAUUCCAGUGGCAGUGGCAGCCAUAUUGUAGCCCCUGCGCCCCCUCCUGUCCGUCAGGCAGGUCCAGGGCGGCCGCCAGGUCCCGGGAGGCCCAAGAACCCGGUGGGGCGACCCAGCAAGCAGCAACUGAGACUCAGAGAGGAGGCUGCUGCUGCCGCCGCCGCAGCACUCCGUAAACGUAAAGCCCCGUCACAGGAGGGUGAGCACUCCGGCCCAGACAGGAACUCUAUCAUCCUCCAGGACAGGGGACGGCCCACAUCCACUUCCUCUAAGACCGCCCCGCCCACCCCUCACAGCCAGACCAAUGGCACGCUCUCCCCCAGCAGCAAACCCCGCCCCCAGCCAUCCCCCUCGGAGCCCCAUUCGCCAGCAGCUGCCUGGGCGUUUAAACGGAUACACCUACCCUCUGGACACUCUUCCUCCCCACCCGACCCUCACUUUCGCGGGGGGGACUCAGGACUGCACGGGAGGGGGGCAACGGGGUACGAGCACAGGGGGCUGGGGAAGAAACGCAAGGGGGGCAGCAGUGAACCCUCUCCCCCCUCCAAACCGCACCGCCUGCCCUCUUCCCCUCGCUCCAAUUUCUACCCCUGGAAGGACAGUAAGGGGGGAGCGCUACCUGGCGGGGUGGAGAAGAAAAUGGGGACACAGAAGCCAAAACUGCACCAUUAAGAGUGCCUGCCUUACAAGCCACUGAGGGAGUCAGCCCUGCCUGCACUUUCAGACAUCAUGCCUCAGACUGUGGCUACAGGACUCAAGAGAUGUGUGUGAGUGUGACUGGAUAUUCAAGCUUAUGUUUGUGUGUGUUCAGGUGCGUGUGUCUAUUGACUCCUAUAUGAGAGUAUGAGUGUACAGGUAGGUGUGUGAGUGAGAGAGAGUGUUUACGACCAAUACAGUAUGAGUUAUGUGUUGUUCAGUUCCUGAGUCGGAUGUGGGUGUGUAUGUGAGUUUGCUGUUGUUGGUGAGUGUGUGCAGGACAAAGGGAACACGUGAAUUUCUGUGUAUGAAUUUAGAAAUACCUCAAGACCUUCUGGUUAUGCUGCUAAAUAAAUAUGUUGGUUUAUAAAAAUGGAUAAAAAAUAUCCUUUACACAUGC
Messenger RNA from Coregonus clupeaformis (lake whitefish), 2737 nucleotides. RefSeq names its product ataxin-7-like protein 2. The coding region runs from base 1 to 2313 and encodes 770 amino acids. The record is from RefSeq and is a predicted model, not a curated record. The transcript has 10 exons. Lineage: Eukaryota; Metazoa; Chordata; Actinopteri; Salmoniformes; Salmonidae.